Molecule: messenger RNA, 3300 nt
Organism: Pseudopipra pipra
Lineage: Eukaryota; Metazoa; Chordata; Aves; Passeriformes; Pipridae
Product: inosine-5'-monophosphate dehydrogenase 1-like
Exons: 16
Coding region: 46-3300 (1084 amino acids)
Biological process (GO): GTP biosynthetic process
Cellular component (GO): cytoplasm
Molecular function (GO): IMP dehydrogenase activity
Source: RefSeq, a predicted model, not a curated record
CAGUCCCUGGUCCCGGUGGGGGUCCCGGUGCCAGCCGCCCCCAGCAUGGCCGUGCCGGGGGUCCCUGGUGGGCUGAUGGGCUCGGGGGUUUUGGGGGGGUCCCGGUGCCAGCCUCCCCCCAGCAUGGCUGUGCGGGGGGGGGUCCCGGGGGUGUGUGGGGUCCCGGUGCCAGCCUCCCCCCAGCAUGGCGCAGCAGCUGAUCAGCGGGGCCGGGUACGUGCCCGAGGACGGACUGACGGCCCAGCAGCUCUUCGCCUGUGCCGACGGCCUCACCUACAAGACCUGACGUCGGCACUGACCAGAACCAUCACCCUGAAGACCCCCCUGGUGUCGUCCCCCAUGGACACGGUCACCGAGGGGGACAUGGCCAUCGCCAUGGCUCUGAACGGCGGCAUCGGCAUCAUCCACCACAACUGCACCCCCGAGUUCCAGGCCAGCGAGGUGCGCAAGGUCAAGCGGUUCGAGCAGGGGUUCAUCACGGAGCCGCUGGUGAUGAGCCCGGCGCACACCGUGGGGGACGUGUGGGACGCCAAGGCCCGGCUCGGCUUCUCGGGGGUCCCCGUCACCCACUCGGGCCGCCUGGGGGGGCGGCUCGAGGGCAUCGUCACCUCCCGGGACAUCGACUUCCUGCGGGAGCGGGACAGGGGCACCCCCCUGGCUGAGGUGAUGACCAAGCGCAGGGACCUGGUGGUGGCCCCGGCUGGUGUCACCCUCAAAGAGGCCAAUGAGAUCCUGCAGCGCAGCAAGAAGGGGAAGCUGCCGAUCGUGAACAGCCGGGACGAGCUGGUGGCCCUGAUGGCCCGCACAGACCUGAAGAAGAACCGGGAGCACCCGGCGGCCUCCAAGGACGGGCGGAAGCAGCUCCGGGUCGGCGCCGCCAUCGGCACCCGCGAGGACGACAAGUACCGGCUGGACCUGCUCGUGCAGGCGGGCGCCGACCUCGUGGUGCUGGACUCGUCGCAGGGGAACUCGCGGUACCAGCUCAGCAUGAUCCGCUACAUCAAGGCCAAGUACCCCGAGCUGCAGGUCGUGGGGGGCAACGUGGUGACGGCGGCCCAGGCCAAGAACCUGAUCGACGCGGGGGUGGACGCGCUGCGGGUGGGGAUGGGCAGCGGCUCCAUCUGCAUCACCCAGGAAGUGCUGGCGUGUGGCCGUGCCCAGGCCACGGCCGUGUACCGCGUGGCCGAGUACGCGCGGCGCUUCGGCGUCCCCGUCAUCGCCGACGGCGGCAUCCGCAGCCCCGGGCACGCCGUCAAGGCCCUGGCACUGGGGGCCUCCACCGUGAUGAUGGGGUCCCUGCUGGCGGCCACCACGGAGGCGCCGGGCGAGUUCUUCUACUCGGAGGGGGUGCGGCUGAAGCAGUACCGGGGCAUGGGGUCCCUGGACGCCAUGGAGCAGGGCCCCGGCAGCCAGAAACGCUACUUCAGCGAAGGGGACCCGGUGAAGGUGGCGCAGGGGGUGUCGGGCUCGGUGCAGGACAAGGGCUCCAUCCACAAGUUCGUGCCGUACCUGCUGGCCGGGCUCCAGCACGGCUGCCAGGACCUGGGCGCUCGCAGCCUCUCGGCGCUCAGGUCCAUGAUGUACGCGGGGGAGCUGAAGUUCGAGCGCAGGACAUUGGCGGCGCAGAUCGAGGGGGGGGUGCACGGGCUGCACUCCUUCACGGUCCUGCCAUCCGCUCCCGCCGCCCCGAUGUCCCCGAGGUCCCCCGUGGCGGGGGGGGCCGCCCCCCGCCUUCUGCUGGCCCUGCUCUGCCUGGCCCCCCCCGCCGCCGCCCCCCCGCCCCCCAGCAGCCCCCCCGGGACUGCCCCGGGCCCUCCCGCGCCCCACAGCGACCCCCCCGUCCUCUCCCUCAACCUCGGCCUCAACUUCAAGAUCAAGGUGCGAAGCCAGGGGGGGCCGCGCCCUCCCACGCCCCCGGGGGCCCCCAAGACUCCGGGGUCCCCCCGGACCCCCGCGCCCCCCACCCUGCCCGACCCCGGCGAUGAGCAGGGCUCCGCGACCACCCUGGAAGAAGCGGGGGGCUGGGGGGGCCCCCCUGGCCGGGGGGGUACGACCCCCGCCCCGGGGCGCCCCCGGGACAAGCAGCUGGAGCUGGACAUCGCCAUCGACCUGACGGCGGGGCUGGACCCCCCCGCGGGGCGGGCCGUGCGCCCCACGAGCCUCCUGGGGGGCCCCCCCGGAGCCCCCCGGCUCCUGCCCGGGCUCUCGGAGCUGGCCGGGAGGCUCAGCGCCGCCGGGUUCCUGUUUCCCACCGUGUCCCCCAAGAUCGGCCCCGAGGGGGGCAACGGGUCCCUGGAGCUGGAGGAGCCCGGGAGCGGCGACGAGCCAGCCCUCCCCCGGGGCCGCCAGUCCUCCCGGGGGGCCGCGCCCCCCCCCGCCGCCGCCUCCGCCUGCACCCCCGGAUCCGCCUGCGGCUCGGGGGGGCCGGACCCCCAGAGCCCCCCCGCGCCCGCCUUCUCCUGGCCCCCCCACUUCAUCCCCCUGGACACCCCCUGGCCCGAGGCCGCCGCGCUCUGGGGCGCGGCCUGGGGGGGCCACGUCUACGGGGCGGGGGCCGCCUUCACCUUACUGGGCUUACUGGGCGUACUGGCUCUGCUGGGGGGGCGCCGGCCCCCCCUGGCGCGGGUCCUGGGGGGUCUCCUGGCGGUGUCGGGGUUCGCCCGCGCCUUCCCCCUGUUCUUCGACCCCUACGAGGUGGGGGCGCGGCUGCCCCCCCCCGCCGCGCGGCUCCUCUUCGAGCUGCCCUACCCGUGCCUGGGCUGGGGGCUGGCGCUCGCCCCCCCCGCCAGGGCCGUGCCCGUGCUGGGGGUCCUGGCGGUGCUGCACCUGGGGGGGGCCCUGGGGGCGGUGGGCGCCGUGGCGGCUCUGGGGGGGCCCCCGGCGCUGCUGCUGCUGCCGCGGGCGCUGUUCGGGGCUCUGGCGGCCGCGCUGGCUCUGGGGGCUCUGGGGGGGCUGCGGCGCUGCGGGGGGGGGCCGCGGGAAGCGGGGGGGGGCGCGGACGGGGGUCCCGCGGCUGGUGGGGGCGGCGGGCGCCGCGCUGAGCGCGGGGCUGCAGCUCUUCGGGGCGCUGCAGGUCUGGGGGUGGGGGGUGACCCCCCCCCCGGGGCCCUGGGCCUGGUGGGGGCUCCAGCUCGGGGGGCGCCUGGCCGAGAUCGCCAUGGGGGCGGCGCUGGCGGCCCUGGCGCUCGUGGCCCCCCCGAACCGCCGCGGCACCGCCGGGGACCCCCCGGAGCCCCCCGAGGGCGGCGGGCGGGGGGGGGAGGAGGCGGGGGGACCCCCCGAGUCCCCCUUCGAGUGUGA